Dermatophagoides farinae (American house dust mite) is the source of this 1405-nucleotide messenger RNA. Its product is annotated as DGAT1/2-independent enzyme synthesizing storage lipids. Gene Ontology annotation, cellular component: membrane. NCBI's taxonomy places the organism in Eukaryota, Metazoa, Arthropoda, Arachnida, Sarcoptiformes, Pyroglyphidae. The record is from RefSeq and is a predicted model, not a curated record. Gene Ontology annotation, molecular function: acyltransferase activity.
GAAAAGUGAUAAAGAUUUGUUUGUUUGUUUGUUUUGUUUUUUAUUGGGUUCGUGUGUAUGUUGAAUUUAUAUUAUUGAAUUGAAAAUACAUGCUUAGAACCGCGAAAAAAACAACCACAACCACAACCACAAACAUGGCAAUCGAUUGUAAUCAUCGAGCAAUCAUUGCUCAAGCAUAUAAAUUACCAUCAAUAUUCAUAUUGAUCACAUCAUUUUCAUAUAUUUCAUCCGAAUUAUUAUACUGGAUGUUAUUAUACAUGAUUAUAUUUACAUUCAUACCGAAUGCAUUACAUUCAUUGUUUCUCAUAUUUAUUGCAACAAAUGAUCGAUUAAAACAACGACAACAACAACAACAACAAUCGAUUAUUAAUAAUGAGAAACAAACAACAACAACAACAACAAGAUGGUCAAAAAUUAGCCAUUUAUUAUUGGCCAAACAAAUAUGGAUGACUGAAAAAUUGGCAAAUUUCAUUUCAAAUCUUAUUGAUCUAUACGCAUGGCUGGCACAUUCGUAUGAAAUUGUUGGCUUGGAAAAUGUUCCUGAUGAUCCGAAACGACCAGCAUUGAUGAUCUGUUAUCAUGGUAUAUUACCGACGGAUAUGAUUUUUGUUUAUAAUCAAAUUUAUAAAAAAUAUCACCGUUUUCCACGUGCUGUUGGUGAUCGUUUUCUAUUCAUAUUUGGCAAUCUAAUACGUGAUUAUAUUUUUCCCGGUCCGGCCGACAAAUGUAUUGAAACAUUAAAACAAGGACAUUUACUCGUGAUAGCACCAGGUGGCACUAGAGAAGCACAAUUUGCAACAACACAAUAUGAAACAUUAUGGAAUAAUCGUUGUGGCUUUGCUCGUGUUGCACGUGAAGCCAAAGUGGAUAUAAUACCGAUAUUUACAAAAAAUUCACGACAAAUCUAUAUAAUACCGAGAAUAUUUCAGAUAAUAUUGAAACCAAUAUAUGAAUGUACACGUAUACCAGUUGUACCAUUUUUCGGUGGAUUUCCCGUUAAAUUAACAUCAUUCAUUGGUAAACCAAUACAUUAUGAUUCAGCUGAUAAUGCUGAACAAUUGGCAAGGAUAUGUCAGAAAACAAUUGAUGAUAUGAUAGCAACAUAUCAAACAUUUCCGGCAACAAUAAUUGGCGCUCUUAAAGAGCGUUUUAUUAAAUGUGAUAAUUGUUCGACCAACACCAACACCAACACCAACACCAGCACCACAACAACAAAAAAUGAAUGACCAUUCUCAUUUUAACAAAUAAAAUUUUUUUGGAUCAUUUUUUUCGAAAAAAAAAUCAAUUUUUCCACCCCCAAUUCACAGAAUCAUUGCCUGAAAUAUUUCCCAUCGUUAUUAGAUUGAAUAUAUAAAAAUUUUAAUUGUAAAAAAAAUUAUUAAAAAAAGUAAUCAUAAAAAAUAUA